This is a messenger RNA of Vicia faba (fava bean), 2142 nucleotides long. NCBI's taxonomy places the organism in Eukaryota, Viridiplantae, Streptophyta, Magnoliopsida, Fabales, Fabaceae. The record is from the annotation of a GenBank genome assembly.
AUGUCGAUAUUUCCUUCCCAACAACAACGACAACUCUUGACCGACCUCAUCAACUGUACUCACAACAAAAACAUCCUCAAAGGUCGUACACUCCACGCACGCAUCCUCAAAAACGGUUCCCUCUCUUCCAUUUACAUAGCCAACACUCUCUUCAUUCUCUACGCCAAAUCCAAUCACUUAUCACAGGCUUUCACUCUCUUCAAUUCCAUCGACGACAAUCACAAAGACGUCGUUUCAUGGAACUCCCUCAUCAACGCUUUCUCCCAACACCAUUCCCCUUCAUCUUACUCCUUCGCUAUAAACCUCUUUCGUCGUAUGAUGCGAACCAACAACAACGUCACCCCUAAUGCACACACUCUCGCCGGAGUUUUCUCCGCUGCUUCUAAUCUAUAUGAUGUAGCUGCUGGCAGACAAGCUCAUUCUGUUGCUGUGAAAACAGCUUGCUUGGACGAUGUUUAUGUUGGGAGUUCUUUGCUUAAUAUGUAUUGUAAGACGGGUUUUGUUUUUGAUGCUCGGAAACUGUUUGAUAGAAUGCCUGAAAGAAAUACUGUUUCUUGGGCUACUAUCAUAUCUGGGUAUGCUUCUGUUGGUCUUGCUGAUAAGGCGGUUGAGGUGUUUGAACUUAUGAGACGUGAGGAAGAGGUUGAGAAUGAGUUUGCUGUUACUAGUGUUCUUAGCGCGAUGACGAGUUGUGAGUUUGUGGGGACUGGUAGGCAGGUUCAUUCGCUUGCGGUUAAAAACGGGUUGAUUUGUAUUGUCUCGGUUGCGAAUGCUCUUGUGACGAUGUAUGCUAAGUGUGAUAGGCUUGAUGAUGCAGUUAGGACUUUUGAAUUUUCGGGGGAUAAGAAUUCUAUUACCUGGUCGGCUAUGGUUACUGGUUAUGUGCAUAGUGGGGAUUGUGAUAAAGCUUUGAUACUUUUUAAUAGAAUGCAUUCUUCAGGAGUGUUGCCUUCUGAGUUUACUUUAGUUGGGGUGGUUAAUGCUUGUAGUGACCUUUGUGCUGUUGUGGAAGGGAAACAGAUGCAUGGUUUUGCCUUCAAGCUGGGAUUUGGAUUGCAGUUGUAUGUUUUGUCUGCUUUGGUGGAUAUGUAUGCAAAAUGUGGUAACUUAACGGAUGCUUGUAAGGGUUUUGAGUGUAUACAGCAACCUGAUGUUGUUCUUUGGACUUCUAUCAUAACGGGGUAUGUGCAAAAUGGGGAUUACGAAGGGGGUCUCAAUCUGUAUGGGAAAAUGCAGAUGGAGAGAGUUAUCCCUAAUGAACUAACGACGGCAAGUGUCCUAAGAGCUUGUUCCAGCCUAGCUGCUUUAGACCAGGGAAAGCAAAUGCAUGCCCGGAUUAUUAAAUAUGGUUUCACGUUGGAAGUUCCGAUUGGAAGUGCUCUUUCUGCUAUGUAUUCAAAGUGUGGAAGCCUAGAUGAUGGGUACCUUAUUUUUUGGAGGAUGCCUGCCAGAGAUGUAAUUUCGUGGAAUGCAAUGAUAUCUGGACUUUCUCAAAACGGUCAUGGUAACAAAGCCUUGGAGCUGUUUCAGAAGAUGUUGUUGGAGGGAAUAGAGCCUGAUCCAGUCACGUUUGUAAAUCUUCUAUCUGCUUGUAGUCAUAUGGGACUGGUGGACAAAGGCUGGUAUUAUUUCAUGCUGAUGUUUGAUGAGUUUAACAUUGCUCCAACGGUAGAGCAUUACGCUUGCAUGGUUGACAUCUUGAGCCGUGCUGGUAAGCUCAAUGAAGCUAAAGAGUUCAUUGAAUCUGCAACGGUUGAUCACGGUUUGUGUUUGUGGCGCAUAUUAUUAGGAGCUUGUAAGAACCAUCGUAACUACGAAAUUGGUACUUAUGCUGGAGAGAAACUAAUGGAGCUAGGGUCACCGGAGUCAUCUGCUUAUGUAUUGUUAUCAAGUAUAUAUACAGCCUUAGGAGAGUGGGAAAAUGUGGAACGUGUCCGGAGAAUGAUGAAAGCCAGAGGGGUGAAUAAAGAGCCUGGCUGUAGCUGGAUUGAGUUAAAGAGUUUGGUUCAUGUGUUUGUUGUUGGAGACAAUAUGCACCCGCAUAUUGAUGAAAUACGGUCAGAAUUAAGGUUGUUAACCAAAUUGAUGAAAGAUGAAGGAUAUGAACCUCUUUCGGAUUCAUUGCCUGAAACUGUUUUUUAG